Molecule: messenger RNA, 3588 nt
Organism: Budorcas taxicolor (takin)
Lineage: Eukaryota; Metazoa; Chordata; Mammalia; Artiodactyla; Bovidae
Gene: MYZAP
Product: myocardial zonula adherens protein
Exons: 15
Coding region: 46-2340 (764 amino acids)
Biological process (GO): transcription elongation by RNA polymerase II; intracellular signal transduction; maintenance of ER location
Cellular component (GO): RNA polymerase II, holoenzyme; nuclear envelope; nucleus
Molecular function (GO): transcription elongation factor activity
Source: RefSeq, a predicted model, not a curated record
GGAGCAGCGCCGCGCCGAACCCGCCACCAACGCCGCUGCUGCGGGAUGCUGCGCUCCACGUCCACGGUCACCCUGCUCUCGGGCAGCAGCUCCGGGGCGCCCAGCAGGAGGGCAAAUGUCUGCAGACUACGGCUGACUGUGCCUCCCGAGAACCCAGUGCCUGAGCCAAGUGAAAAGAAGGUUGAAAGAAGAGAGCAGCAUUGUGACCUGAGCAAUGGAGAAUCGACCAGGAAACUCCCUCAGGGUGUUGUCUAUGGUGUGGUGCGAAGAUCAGAUCAAAACCAGCAGAAAGAAAUGGUGGUGUAUGGGUGGACCACCAAUCAGCUGAAAGAAGAGAUGAACUACAUCAAAGACGUGAGAGCUACUUUGGAAAAAGUAAGAAAGAGAAUGUACGGAGACUAUGAUGAAAUGAGACAGAAGAUUCGACAGCUCACCCAGGAACUGUCAGUUUCACAGGCAAAGCAGGACUACCUGGAGAAUCACAUCCAAACCCAGUCGUCAGCCCUGGACAGUUUUAAUGCCAUGAACGCGGCAUUGGCGUCAGACUCCAUCAGCUUGCAGAAAACCCUCGUGGAUGUUACUUUGGAGAACAGCAACAUCAAGGAUCAGAUCAGAAAUCUGCAACAGACGUACACAGCCUCCAUGGACAAGCUGCGGGAGAAGCAGAAGCAGUUAGAUGCAGCGCAGGUUGAAAACAAGCUGCUGAAAAUGAAGGUGGAAUCCUCCCAACAAGCCAACGCGGAGGUGAUGAGAGAGAUGACCCGGAAGCUGUACAGCCAGUACGAAGAGAAGCUGCAGGAGGAGCAGCAGCGGCACAAUGCGGAGAAGGAGGCUCUCCUGGAAGAAACCAAUAGUUUUCUGAAAGCCAUUGAAGAAGCCAAUAAAAAGAUGCAGGUGGCAGAGAUCAGCCUCGAGGAGAAGGACCAGAGGAUCGGGGAGCUGGACAGGCUGAUUGAGCGCAUGGAGAAGGAACGCCAUCAACUUCAACUUCAACUCCUGGAGCAUGAAACAGAAAUGUCAGCGGAAAUAACCGAUUCUAACAAAGAAAGGUAUCAGCAGCUGGAGGAGGCAUCAGCCAGCCUCCGGGAGCGGAUCCGACACCUAGAUGACAUGGUGCAUUGCCAGCAGAAGAAAGUCAAGCAGAUGGUUGAGGAGAUUGAAUCACUAAAGAAGAAGGUGCAGCAGAAACAACUCUUAAUAUUGCAGCUUUUAGAAAAGAUAUCUUUCUUAGAAGGAGAGAAUAAUGAACUACAAAGCAGGUUGGACUAUUUAAUAGAAACCCAGUCCAAGACUGGAGUGGAAACCAGAGAGGCUGGAGUGGGCUGUGAUCUUCUACCCAGAAAAUUCAUUUGCAAAUUGCCCGACAAAGGUAAAAAGAUCUCAGACGCUGUCACCAAACUGAAAGCUGCCAUUGCAGAACGUGAAGAAUUUAGAGGAAGAAGUGAACUCUUUUAUCCUGUUAGCUUAGACUGUAAGGAGAGGCAAAAAGCGAUUGCAGUUGUUGAUGGGGACAGAGAUAAGGCCCAGAAUUCUGACCAGAUACUUGAUACUUCAUCACCUGUUCCUGGCUGUUCCUCUGUAGCUAACAUCACAUCAUCUCAGACAACCUCACGACAACAGGGACUGACACAUCCGACUCGCGGAGGUGAUGCUGAGGCAACUGAGGCUGAACACACAUUGAGCAAGCACCCACCUUCUAGCAGCAGAGCCCCAGCGCCUUCCUCAUCUGAAGCUAGUGAGGGUCUCCCUCAGCAUUGUGCCUUAGGUCAAGUGGAGGAUCAUCCUGGCAGCUCAGACAACCUGUUCAUUCAUAGAUUACAAAGGAUCACAAUUGCAGAUCCCACUGAACACCACUCAGAAGGAAACCAGAGUCCUGAGAAGUUGGCCGGCCUCUGGAGUAGGCCGCAGAAGAAGCCUCAUUACGUGGAAGUGCUGGAAACGCGAGCCAGAAAUCCCAUGCCCCCGCCACAUAAAUUUAAAACCAAUGUAUUACCUUCACAGCCGCGUGAUUCUUCGAGUGCUUGUCAGAGGAGAGGGUCUCCCAUCUCCUCAGAGGAGAGGCGGCGCAGGGACAGGAAGCAUCUUGAUGACAUCACGGCAGCCCGGCUUCUGCCGCUGCACCACCUGCCAACACAGCUGCUCUCUAUAGAGGAGUCGCUGGCACUUCAGAGACAGCAGAAGCAGAGUUACGAGGAGAUACAAGCCAAGCUCGCAGCACAGAAAUUAGCUGAAAGACUAAAUAUUAAAAUGCAGAGCUAUAAUCCAGAAGGGGAGUCUUCAAGGAAAUACCGAGAAGUAAGGGACGAAGAUGAUGAUCAGUCCUCCGAGGAUGAACUCUGAAGAUGGACGUUCAGAUCAUCUCCCAAAUCUCUGCCUGUUGAGAUCUCAUUAUCUUACAUCAGACUGCCUAACAAGUAUCAAGAUCAGUGUCAGACAUUGUUGAGAGAAAGAAUUUUGUAAAGUUAACGCUAAGGAAACUAUAAAACGAGCCCACUUUCAGAUGAUAAUUUUCAUGUCCUUGAAAAGUUGAAUAUUUGAGUAUUGUGUUUAAUGACACUAUAUUAAAUUUUGGCAGUAUGUCCUGUGUUGGUCUGAUAUUUUAGUAUAUAGUAAGCACAUUUUUUUCUCUAAGCCAAAUGAAAGCAGGUGAUUAAACUGCUUUUUUCUUUAUACUUACCUCUACCAAAUAAUGUUUAUUACAUGUCUUAGUGAAUUAUUUAGUUGUCCCAGGCAUCACCUAAAAUGAAUUAUGAAGAUAUAAUUCCCUCUUUUUUUGAAUAACGAAGAAGCCUAGAUAAUUUUGUGCAUGUUUGCAUGGGGGCUAUUACAGUACUGGACGUUAAAUACCAAGGAAGACACUCAAAGAAAAUGUUUAAAUAUUUGUUUCUUUCUGUCUUCCCUUAGGAAAUAUGUUUUCUUUCUUCUGAUAAGGAAUAUGCGGUACUUUUAGUUAAUUCUAGAGGGUGGGUGGUCUCUCUAGAUGACCAGAUUUGCUUGGUCAUGGAGUAACAUGAGGAACAGGAAAAGCCUUAAGAUGAUUGAUGUUUGUGAAGGGAAUAGCUGUUGGUGGUUUAGUCGCUCAGUUGUGUCCAGCUUCUUGCGACCCAAUGGACUGUAGCCUGCCAGGGUCUUCUGCCUAUGGGAUUUUCCAGGCAAGAUUACUGGUGUGGGUUGCCAUUUCCUUCUCUAGGGGAUCCUUCUGACCCAGGGACUGAACCUGUGGCUCCUGCAUCUCCUGCAUUGCAAGCAGAUUCUUGACUGCUGAGCUACUGGAGAAGCCCUAUCUGUUGUUAGGCUUGGCCUGGCUUGACUUCAUUGUUCUAGCAGAUGAUAGGUUCAAUUUGAUAAGACAACCAAAAAAAUUUCCAAAGCCACAAUUGGUUUGUUAUCAAUAUAUAUUGCUUCCCCGCCCCCACCCCAAAAGAGACUUAUGUAGGCUGCAGAAAUCUCAAUUUCAUGUAUAAUUUCAAAGGAUUAUAUGGUUGUCUCCAGAGAAAUGAACAAAUAUGUUGUCAGAGUUUUGUCUAACAUGUUGGUGCCUUUAAGCAGUGUUGAAAGAAUAAAAUAUUAAUUAGAGCAACCUGAAAA